UUUGUGCUAGAGAAUUUAUUCAAAGUUAUGAUUUAAAGAUACAUAGUUGUACAAGAACUCACAGGUGAUAAACCUUAUUAAUAGGAUGUAUGAGGUAGAGGAUUUAGUUACGACCAAUGGUACUCAACAGAGACACAUAAGAACAGAGGCUGGUAAUAAACUUCUUAAAUGUGAUGUUUGUCCUAGAGAACUUAGUCAAAGCAGUGACUUAAAGAGACAUGUGAGAACACAUACUGGUGAAAAACCUCAUAAAUGUGAUGUUUGUGCUAGUGAAUUUUAUUGCAGUAGUAACCUUAAGGUACACAUGAGAACACAUACUGGAGAUAAACCUCAUGCCUGUGAUUUAUGUGGUAAACGGUUUAGUCAGCAUAGUAAUUUAAAGAGACACAUGAUAAUACAUACAGGUGAUAAACCUCAUGAGUGUGGUUUAUGUAAUAAACGGUUUAAUCAGUAUAGUACUUUACAGAGUCACAUGAGAACACAUACAGACAAAAAACCUCAUGACUGUGAUCUAUGUGGUGAACAGUUCAAUCGUCAUGGUUAUUUUCAAAGUCACAUGAGAAAACAUACCAGUGACAAACCUCACAACUGUGAUGUAUGUGGUAAAGGGUUUAGUCUACAUGCUACUUUACAGAGACAUAUGACUAUACAUACAGGUGAUAAACUUCAUAAGUGUGAUUUAUGUGAUCAACUGUUUAAUCAGCAUAGUAGUUUACAGAGUCACAUGAGAACACAUACAGGCGAUAAACCUCAUGAAUGUCAUGUAUGUGGUAAACGGUUCAGUCAGUCUCGUUAUUUACAAAGUCACAUGAGAAUACAUACCGGUGAUAAACCUCAUGCCUGUGAUUUAUGUGGUAAACGGUUUAGACAGCAUAGUAAUUUAAAGAGACACAUGAUGAUACAUACAGGUGAUAAACCUCAUGAGUGUGAUUUAUGUGAUCAACGGUUUAAUCAGUAUAGUAGUUUACAGAGACACAUGAAUUCACAUACAGACAAAAAACCUCAUGACUGUGAUGUUUGUGGUGAACGGUUCAGUCGUCCUCGGUAUUUACAAAGUCACAUGAGAAAACAUACCGGUGACAAACCUCACGACUGUGAUGUAUGUGGUAAAGGGUUUAGUCUACAUGCUACUUUACAGAGACAUAUGACUAUACAUACAGGUGAUAAACUUCAUAAGUGUGAUUUAUGUGAUCAACUGUUUAAUCAGCAUAGCAGUUUACAGAGGCACAUGAGAACACAUACAGGCAAUAAACCUCAUGACUGUCAUGUAUGUGGUGAACUGUUCAGUCAGACUCGUUAUUUACAAAGUCACAUGAGAAAACAUACCAGUGACAAACUUCACAACUGUGAUGUAUGUGGUAAAGGGUUUAGUCUGCAAGCUACUUUACAGAGACACACGACAAUACAUACAGGUGAUAAACCUCAUGAGUGUGAUUUAUGUGAUAAACGGUUUAAUCAGCAUAGUAGUUUAAAGAGACACAUGAGAACACAUAUUUGUGAAAUACCUUAUAAAUGUGAUGUUUGUGGUAGAAAAUUUUCCCAAGGUAGUAUCCUAAUUAAACACAUGAAAAUACAUACUGGAGAUAAAACUCAUGUCUGUGAUGAAUGUGGUAAACGGUUUAGUCAGCAUGCUAAUUUAAAGAGACACAUGAUAAUACAUACAGGUGAUAAACCUCACGAGUGCGAUUUAUGUCAUCAACGGUUUAAUCAGUAUAGUAGUUUACAGAGGCACAUGAGAACACAUACAGGCGAUAAAUCUCAUGACUGUGAUGUAUGUGGUGAACGGUUCAGUCUUCUUCGUUAUUUACAAAGGCACAUGAGAAUACAUACUGGUGACUAACCUCAUGACUGUGAUGUAUAAAAGGUUUAGUCUGCAUGCUACUUUACAGAGACAUAUGACUAUACAUACAGGUGAUAUACCUCAUUAGUGUUAUUUAUGUGAUUAACUGUUUAAUCAGCAUACUAGUAGUAGUUUACAGAGAUGCAUAAGAACACAUACAGGUGAUAAGCCGCAUGAAUGUUAUGUACGUGGUAAAGAGUAAACACGGUAAAGUGUUCAAGCCAAGCUGGUAAUUUAUAUAGACAUAUGCUUGACAAUUCGUAUUAUAUAUUUAUCCCCGGCUUAGUAUAUUUCUAGGAUUUUGAUUGGUUAAAGCAGGUCGUUACAAAACCCAUUGCCCCUGGUUGUUGCUAACCCACAUACCCGGGCGUUGCUACCUAUUACACCGAGGAACGUCACGCGCGUUUUCUUAGUUCCAUGGUUGUUCCUUGUAAAAUAUCGAAUUCUGUAGAUUAUUUAUGAUGUCUGUAAUUAAAUAUUUAAUCAACUAACCGGAUUUUAUCUUAUUAUGUCGAUCAUUUGCAUUCAUUUUAGUAAAUGCAUCACUUGGCUGAUUGCCAAUGAAUGGGACUACUGACCAAGCUAUGCAAAUGACCCACGUUGACGGCACAACGUCUAUGAUGUUACUCCCACAACACUGAGCGCCAAAUUCGGCCCAUUUCCGUUUCUCUAAUCUACCAAAGAUAGUAUAUCCUACACCCGUUAAAAAUAUAUCAAAUUCCCAAAUUUCUAUAAAAGAUUUUUACAAAAUGAAAAAAAAAAAAACGUUGCUUUCACGUUACACUUUGUGGUCGAAUUUCUCUAAAAAUCGCCGAAUCUGGACUAAGACCGGGUAUAAAUUCGUUAUCUACGUUCAUAUCCGUAGAUAUGGAUAUUUUAACACCCUUCAGUACCCUGUACACCAUUCGGCUUCGCCUCUGGAUGUACUUGGAUACUUAAUGGUGUUAAAAUGUCCAUAUCUACGGAUAUGAACAUAAAUAACUUAUAAUAUAUUUAUUAAUUACCUAACAAAUGUUAUUUCUUCGAAUAAGGAUCAUAUCCAGGCCAAGAUCACUGGUGUUAAACUGAUAAUCGUAACUGGAAUUACGACGAUCCCAAUAUGGCGACGGCAGAAAUAGGUAAAAUCUUUUCAGUCAUUUUUAUACGCCCGUGUACGGGACGUAUUAUGGUAUACCGUUGACCGUCUGUCAGUCCGUCUGUCCGUCCGUCCGUCGUCAACAUGUCGGACAUUAACUCAAAAACGCUUUAACCAAUAUGCAUGAAACUUUAUUGAAUUGUUUAUAUCUAUUGACGUGAGCUCCCUUUCGUUUUUUAUAAAUUUCAGAUGUACCGUUUCCGAGUUUUGGGUUUUAUUCAUUAAAAAAGGGGGGAUUUUCCAGUUUUCCGACAAUAACUCAAGAACGCUUUCACCAACUUGCAAGAAAUUUUGGUUAAUUGUUUAUAUCUAUUGACAUGAGCUCCCUUUCAAUUUUUAUGAAUUUUAGAUUUUACGUUUUCGAGUUCCAGGGUUUUAUUCAUAAAAAAGGGGGAUUUUCCAGUUUUCUGACAAUAACUAAAAAAUGCUUUCAGCAGUUCUCAUGAAACUUUGGUGAAUUGUUUAUAUCUGUUGAUGUAAGCUCCCUUUAGAAUUUUAUAAAUUUUAGAUUUUACAUUUCUGAGUUAUAGGGUUUUAUUCAUUAAAAAAGGGGGGAUUUUCCAGUUUUUCGACAAUAACUCAAAAAUGCUUUCAUCAGUUCUCAUGAAACUUUGGUGAAUUAUUUAUAGCUAUUGAUGUAAUCUCCCUAUUGAUUUUCAUAAAUUUCAAAUAUAACAUUGAGAAGAAAUUGAACUUUAUUUGUUUAUUGUCUGACAACAGAUUUACUUACUAUUGCGCAACAGCACAGUGUAUUGCACAACAGCAAGAAAUCUUUAAUUGAAUAUAAAUUCAAUUCAUAUAACCAAUUUCAAGUUCUUUGACUACAUUUAUUCAGAAACCUUUAAUAUGUCAAAUAUUUAAUUACAAUCCAAAUUCAGACCUAUAUCAAGCUUGAAUAUUGUGUCCAUUUUUGCCCCAACUGUUCAGGGUUGGACCUCUGCGGGCGUAUCCAGCUGCGCUUAGCGAAGCAGUUUAUUCUCAAAUGUAGCCCGUUGUUGUCAAGAGUUACUCAGCUGCAAGGUUUUUGUAUACCAUUACAUCUUAUUUGAAUCGUAACGGUGCACUAUAACUGUCUAAGCGCUUAGAAAAUUGCCGUCGAAAAAUUCGGGAUGAUAAUCGUAAUUCGAUGGCAUUUUUCUUGUUUGAUAAUCGUAAAUUUUCUUUAUGGGAUAAUAGUAACUGAAAAAUAAUAAAUGUGUCUUCCAGUUUGUCAAUGGUAUUUUGUGUGUAAAAACUGCAAUGUCCAGUUAAACGAUGAAAAUUAACGCGCAAAAAUAAAAAAUAAUGAAGCAACUUACAGGUUAAUAUUUAGGACAAAUUUACUUAUAUGUAUAUAUAUCUCGAUUUAUAACUGACAACAAUAUGCAUAACAUUUUAAUAUAUACAUGUACCUGUUAAAGAUAUGGAAAAUGAAGCAGCUGUCGAGUCAGUUAUUGUGGUAAAUAGAUAAUUUAAAUUCUUUCAAAGUUUCAAUGUUGUUUUCCCGUUUAGGGUUGUUUUUUGGAAGUGGGGAAAUUUAAGUG
Messenger RNA from Mytilus californianus (California mussel), 4498 nucleotides. Its product is annotated as zinc finger protein 160-like. The transcript has 2 exons. Gene Ontology annotation, cellular component: nucleus. Gene Ontology annotation, biological process: regulation of transcription by RNA polymerase II. Gene Ontology annotation, molecular function: DNA-binding transcription activator activity, RNA polymerase II-specific; RNA polymerase II cis-regulatory region sequence-specific DNA binding. The record is from RefSeq and is a predicted model, not a curated record. The coding region runs from base 86 to 1840 and encodes 584 amino acids. NCBI's taxonomy places the organism in Eukaryota, Metazoa, Mollusca, Bivalvia, Mytilida, Mytilidae.